Gossypium arboreum is the source of this 801-nucleotide messenger RNA. RefSeq lists its product as uncharacterized. NCBI's taxonomy places the organism in Eukaryota, Viridiplantae, Streptophyta, Magnoliopsida, Malvales, Malvaceae. The coding region runs from base 1 to 801 and encodes 266 amino acids. The record is from RefSeq and is a predicted model, not a curated record. The transcript has 2 exons.
AUGGCCGAGUAUUGGCUGGAGGCCACCGAGAGGAUCAUGAAUGAUUUAGACUAUACUUCCGAGCAGAAACUGAAGGGUGCAAUCUCUUUCCUUCGUGACGAGGCAUAUCAGUGGUGGUUAAUAGUUGAGAAGGGUACUCAACCUGAUCAUCUGAACUGGGAUAUCUUUAAGUCUACUUUCCAGGGAAAAUAUAUGGGGGCUAGCUAUAUAGAUGCUCGCAGGCAUGAGUUUAUGAAUCUCAUGCAAGGUGAUAGAUCUGUGGCUGAGUAUGAGGCCAAAUUUCUGAGGUUGAGCUACUACACUCGAGGCAUACUGGCAUCUGAGUAUGAUAAAUGUAUUUGUUUUAAGGACGAUCUGAAAGAUAGUUUGAGGGUUCUAAUUGCUCCACAAAGGGAGUGUGAGUUUACAGUUCUGGUUUAUAAGGCAAAGAUUGCCGAAGAGAGGCCUAAGAAAAAGGCCAAACCUGAUGGGUCGGUUAGAGUGGGGGCUUCUAUUGCUCCUACUGGGAUUCAACCGCGUGGAGAUUGUGGUAGGUGCCAUCUAGGUGAGUGUUUGAGGUGGUUAAGGGCUUGUCUAAGGUGUGGGUCUUUGGAGCAUCGUAUUAGAGAGUGUCCACAGUGGGUAGAUCAGAUGCAAGCUUUGGGAUCUGGUAUUGUACAACCUCAGAGGGCAGUUCAGCAGCCACCUAAAGGCCAUGGACCGGCUAGAGGUGGAAAUGGUAUAGGCCCAGGAUGGAUAGCACCGGGUAGAGGUGCUGGUCAGACUGAUGUGAGGCAGCCUGUGUUGGUUUAUGCUACUUGA